Daldinia decipiens is the source of this 873-nucleotide messenger RNA. RefSeq names its product Orn/DAP/Arg decarboxylase 2. The transcript is spliced from 3 exons. NCBI's taxonomy places the organism in Eukaryota, Fungi, Ascomycota, Sordariomycetes, Xylariales, Hypoxylaceae. Gene Ontology annotation, cellular component: cytoplasm. Gene Ontology annotation, molecular function: ornithine decarboxylase activity. The record is from RefSeq and is a predicted model, not a curated record. Bases 1 to 873 code for a protein of 290 amino acids.
AUGGCCGUCAACGUAGCCGUAAGGGAGGCGUUUGAAAACCACGUCAAGGCCGUCGAAAGCCUGAACACGCCAGAUCACAUGCUUUCGACGUCAGAGGACUCGUUCUAUGUCGCUGACCUGGGUGAUAUUGUUCGGAAGUGGACUGUGUGGACAGAAGCUCUUCCAGAUAUCACACCCUUCUUCGCCGUGAAAAGUAGCAACGAUGGACGGUUGAUCCAGACCCUGGCCUCCUGCGGCGCUGGAUUCGACUGCGCGUCGAUCGAGGAGAUUGAGCUAAUCCUGUCCAUGGGCAUCAGCGUGGAUCGAAUCAUCUUCACUCACCCAUGCAAGCCUUCCGCGUCCUUGGGUUUAUGCCGGAAGCUCGGUGUUUCCCUCAUCACCUUCGAUAACGAAUGUGAGCUUUGCAAGCUUAAGGACCAUUAUCUCGAAGCGAACGUGGUCCUCCGCAUCUUUGCCGACGACCCUACCGACGUUGACCCUUCAGGCACCAAGUUUGGUGCCUCUCACCACGACUUCCUGCGACUUAUCCGCCUCGCCAAGGAGCUCGGGCUAGCACUGGCAGGUGCUAGUUUCCAUGCAGCUCUGAGUGUAGCCGUCGACCCGGAGACAUACGUUCGUGGAAUCGGGGAGGCGGCAGAAGUCUUUACGCAGGCCCGAGAGCUAGGUCUCAACCCGACCAUCCUCGAUAUUGGCGGUGGUUACAUGGAUCACACCUUUCCGAAGAUCGCAGAGGCUGUGCGACCCGCCAUUGAAACAUGCUUCCCCCAACUCCGCAAUGGAGAAGGGAGUCGGGGUCUACGUAUCCUCGCCGAGCCAGGUACUCUAUUUUCUAACAGCCCCUUCUACCUGGCCGUCAAGGUCAUCGGGAGGUAA